AUGCCAGAUAUGUCACAGCCGCUGGCAGAACGAGCGACAACCUUCCCUGCCUUCUCGGCCAAAGCCAAAUACGACGAGUUCAUCACUCCAGACUAUACUCGAGGCUUGCGCAGGGAACUUGCCGUGGCCUUCCUGUCCAUCACAUGGGGAGAGCAAUACGUUGAGCUCGACUCCUUCGGCGAAAAGGUAUUGGAGGAGCAGGGGUAUGUCUGCAAGAGCGCUACUAUCGUCGACGACGACAGCGACGACAACGACAUUACCCGCGCUUUCGAUGGUCCGUACCUGCGGUUCGAGAUCGACUGGGACGCCACCGCUCAGGCCAUCGAGGGUUCGAAAAUAUCGAAACCAGCAGAGCCCACGGAUUUUGACAAGCGGCAACUGUACGCACGAGAUACUGGUGAUCUGGAAGCGGUCAUCGAAGACAUCUUUAAGCGAUACCUUGCCGCAGACGUGGAUGCCAGGUCGGACCCACGUACACGUCUCACGAGUGACGUGGAGGUGUUGAAGAGACUUUGUGAGGACGGUUAUGAGAAGCUUGAGAAGGGCGCUUCAGUAGGAGACGUCCUGGAAGAUGUGGAGGAGAAAUACAAGUGGCUCAUUGAUGCCUUCGGCGUCCUGGACGACGAUGCGGGGAAGGUGUUGGUGGUGGAGGAGACGGUGGCGGACUUUGAUGACGUGCGCGAAGGCAUCGUCAUAGCCGGCUUGGACGAGGUCAUCCCAGCCUUGGGAGGAAAGGCAGAUGAUCCCGUCACUAUCGCUCUCAUGAAGGGGGCCGUCAAUACUGGGACUUGGGCCGUGUCAGAGUCGAAUACAGACGCCCCGACAGACCGUCGUCAGCAUGAAGGCCCGCAGUACACUGUUCUAGUACGAAAGGACAAAAACGGGAAGGUAUUGAUGGUGGAGGAGACGAUAAAGGGCGGCAAAGACGAGGAAAACGAUGAGGGUCUCAUAUCUGGCUUGGAUAAUGCUAUCGAAGCUCUCAAAGGUUCAGUAGAUCGGAUCCCCACCGUACCCAUCAUGGAACGCGCCAUCCGUACUUGA
This is a messenger RNA of Fimicolochytrium jonesii, 1041 nucleotides long. RefSeq lists its product as uncharacterized. The transcript is spliced from 6 exons. The coding region runs from base 1 to 1041 and encodes 346 amino acids. NCBI's taxonomy places the organism in Eukaryota, Fungi, Chytridiomycota, Chytridiomycetes, Spizellomycetales, Powellomycetaceae. The record is from RefSeq and is a predicted model, not a curated record.